GGAAACUGCAAAACUGGAAGAGCAGAGCUUCUGAAGGCUGCAGAGAAGGAGCGGACGAGAUUGAGUAUUACACCACAAUGGCAGAAGAUGCCGUAAAUGAGAACAAGGAAAGCUGCAACCAAAGUCCCUCACAUGAUGAAGACAGUGGAACAAUGUUGCCUGGAGAAAUGACUGAAGUUCUUACAAAGUUGAAGUCUUUGGUACAAAAAAGGGUUUUUGAAUAUGCUGAAGAGUUGUUGAAUAAAAAGUCAGUUAGCCAGAAUGAACUAUUGAAGGUCUUUAGUGAUUUUGUGGAUGAACUUGAGCAAGCAUACAAAGUCAAAAGAAAGAAUACAACAUCAUGGUGGACGACUCACACAGUGAGGGUCUGCACUGUUCUUACUGGUCGGACCUUGGGUGUUGAUGCAUCCAUACUAAAGAAAAUGACAAACAUAUUAAAUAGAAAGUUAGUGGAGAUCACCAGCUUGGAGGAAUGUGACAUCAUCAUGGUCUUCUGUCCAAUCACGUCCCGUAUUGUAUCAGAUGUGGAGGCAGCGCUGAGAAGAGAGGAAGUGUCUUUGAGUGAUAAGCCCAUCAUUCUGGUGCUGAUGCAUCACACCCGAGAUGUUGAAUACUCAACUGGAGGAAGAAACAGGACUGAAAUGGGUCCAAAUGUUAAACUGCAGGUUGAUGUUCUCUUCCAUGAAACUCAGCAGGGACUACUGCAGUGUGCAAGAAACAAACAGGCUGUUGAAGAAAUAAAAAAGGAGCUAUGCAAACACCGUAAAACUUGAUGUACACUAAGGUCCUAGU
Pelmatolapia mariae (spotted tilapia) is the source of this 792-nucleotide messenger RNA. RefSeq lists its product as uncharacterized. Bases 78 to 773 code for a protein of 231 amino acids. NCBI's taxonomy places the organism in Eukaryota, Metazoa, Chordata, Actinopteri, Cichliformes, Cichlidae. The record is from RefSeq and is a predicted model, not a curated record. The transcript is spliced from 8 exons.